Molecule: messenger RNA, 4333 nt
Organism: Bicyclus anynana (squinting bush brown)
Lineage: Eukaryota; Metazoa; Arthropoda; Insecta; Lepidoptera; Nymphalidae
Product: E3 ubiquitin-protein ligase MARCHF2
Exons: 3
Coding region: 2491-3546 (351 amino acids)
Biological process (GO): protein ubiquitination
Molecular function (GO): zinc ion binding; ubiquitin-protein transferase activity
Source: RefSeq, a predicted model, not a curated record
UUAUUUAAUUUUUAUUGAUACAUCUAUUAUUUUUAUAUUAACUCCACCGAAACAGCUUGAAUCAUUUUCGCGGUUUCACCCGCGUGGUUCCCGUUCCUGUAGGAAUACGCGGAUAACAUAAAGCCUAUAGCUUUCCUCGAUAAAUAGGCUAUCUAACACUGUUUCAAAUCAGACCAGUAGUUCCUGAGAUUAGCGCGUUCAAUCAAACAAACAAACUAACUCUUCAGCUUCUAAGCAUAAGUUAUUUUUUAUUUUAUACCCCCCAGUGGUCUUCCCUAAUUAAUUAUUUUUAUUUCUUGAACAGUUUUUUUAUGUUUGUACGAUGUGGCAUUGAAAAAUACACACAACCCUAAAUUUUGAGCCGUCUACCAAUAAUUCAUUAGGCAAAACAAUGUAUGUCGGGUCGGCUAGUGUAUGUAUACAAUUUUAAAGCGAGCGUAAAUGUGGUCGUUGCCUGCUAAACCAAAAUGAAGGCUACUCAGUCUCUGAGGUAAAAUGAUUACCUAGCUAGCUACCUAGUACAUUUAAUAUUACAAACCGUCAAAAUGAAAUUCUAUCUAAAAUGACCUAGGAAUUAACCGACUUCAAAAAGGAGGAGGUUCUCAAGUCAAGUUAGUAGUAUGGUUUUUUUAAUAUACACCGAUUACUCGAAGACGCCUUAAGCGAUUUGAAAAAUUCUUUUUUCAUUUUAAAGGGUAUACUCCCCAUGUGGUUUCAUAGUCAUCAAGUCAGGAUCUGAUGGUGGAAUCCAGGAAAAUCGAGGGGAUGUUUCAAAAAUUAGAUGGAUUAAAGCACUACAAUUUCAUGAAUGUUUGGAAUUGAUCUCAUGAUAGAUCCAAAAUACAGACGAGGGUACUCCUCCACGAUUUACAGCAGUUACCUUGAGUUUGGGCUUGAUUAAUUUGUAUUGAUGAGAACUUUCCACUUAGAUAUAGGUUGUGACUAUCAUUAGGGGUCUGGUGUUAAAUAUCAAGGACAAUUAAGGGAACUGUUUGAUUUUAUACACUUUGUAUCUUUAUAUUUUGCACUAAAAAUGGAAAGAUAAUGAAAACUUUAAUUGAAAAAAUACAAACGAUUUAAAAACGUUACCGUCCAUAAACUCAAAAGUAAAAAAUAACAACAUAAUAUUAUUAUGUUCUAUAGUCGGAGAAUUAAUUCCUCUGGAAUUAAUAAUCGUUCUAUACCUGCUAAUUACUUUAAACACGGCGCUAAGCCAGUGAUGUAUUAAUUAAAGCGUAAUUAUAAUAAAUAUUUAGGUAUUUUAGACAGUGCUUUUCGUGUGGUUAUUUCAAAAACGGCUUAAACUUAAUUAUUUAUUAUUUAUUUCAUAUCAAUAAUAAUUUUAAAAAAUAACUGAUGAGGGUAUAUAUUUCUAAAGAUAGAUCUCGUACCAUAUGUAUACGAGUAUAGGUUAAUUACCCUCAUUGAGUUUUAUUUACAAGCGCUCCUCUGAAAUCAUCUUUUAAAAUAGGAUACUCGAAAAAAAAUCUUUAUUAAAACCUUUUUAAGUCAAAUUUAUUUUGAUAAAAAAAAUUUAUCACUUUGUUGUCAAAGAUGCGUGUCAUUUUAAAUAAAAAAUGUAAGUAAAAAGUAAUAAUAACUUUUACAUAAGUUUUUGUAAAGUUUUCCAAAAAAAUCUAAAUUCUCUGUAAAAUGCCGAAUUCUCGAAGACGGCGGUUCAAUGUACAAAAUGAAAUAAUAAAUAGACCAAAGGCAAGAAAACAAAAUGAAACACAAAUUAGGUAAGUGUUGAAUUAUUCAAAUUUAGUUGAGAUUCUUUUUGUGUACACGAGAGGUAUUUUCAGUUUACAUAAAAAGCAAGUACGGUGCUCAAUUUGUUUUUGUAUAAAUAACCUUUUUACUGUUGUGGCAAAGAAAUUUGUUUGUACAAAUUACACAUUCACGAUUCUAACCGGUACAAUUUAGGAACACCAAUUGAACAAUUCCCUUAGACUUAUUUCGUGCUAUUUAACUAUAAAAAACAUCGAAAUAGAAACGUAGAACAUAAAAUUUAAGGUCAAACUGUUAAUAGUAAUUUCCAAUUAAUUUGAAUCCUUAUGACUUCCUUCCUUUCCAUAAGAUUAUCCUUUGUAUAUGUCUGCAAGCAGUGCAAAAUUAUAAGAUAAUCCACUGACUGGCUUGUCAGUGGUUUAUCUUAUAAUUUUUCGCUCUCCAACCAGCCUUAGAAUAGGAGAUGAAUCAUCAGGGGAAACAUUUUACUUGGAAAAAAUACUGGACAACACUAAAAAUGGUUUAUGUAUUUAAUUUAAAUUAUACCAUAAGAUUUAAGAAGAAGAGAGAUUAUACUCAUACCAGGCCUUCGUGAAAUUUGUCGCAGUAUGCUGCAAAUAAUGUCAUUUUUAUGAUGGGUGCUAAUAAUAUAGUAAUAAAUCAAUCAUAAAUAUUUUCAGCUACCCAGAUCCAGAUCUAGAUGAAAUAAACUAUUUGGAAAAUGUUUCAAGUGUCAGGAACAAAAAGUCUAAAAGUAAAAUGUAUCCCAACACUUCUAAGAAAUCAUCAAUGCUUGAAAUUCUUACAGAAUGCCAAAGUGCCACAUCAACUGGAAUAAGACUGGAACAAGUAAAAGUUAACAUUAAGCCUGAUAAAGAAACAACUGCGAGUUCUGAUGACAUUGAUUUUUUCAUGACACAAAAUACAAACAAUUCGUUAACUGUUUGUGUUUCCAAGGAAAAUGUAGAAGACGAUAACCAUAGCAAACCUAUAGAAAAUAAAGACAUAGGUCAUAUUAAUGUUAAGCCAGAAAGAACUUCCCGGAGAGAUAGACAUGCUCACCGCAUUAAAGUGAGAAGUCCAAAAAGAAAACCAGUUGUGGAAAAAAAUAUUUGUAAGAUAAAAAACAUAGGUAUAGAUGCAGUUAAUUGGAAUGGUUAUACGACAGAGAAAAGUACAAGUGAAGUAGAUUUAUCAUAUACCCAAGAUACAGACAUAGCUGAGAUUACUGAAGCUGAAGAGCAGCCUAGCAGUUAUGCAAUAGAAGACAUGUGUCGUAUUUGUCACAGUGGUGAAGCGUCUUCUUUGGAGUUGGGCCGAUUGAUAUCAGCUUGCUCUUGUAGAGGGACUGUAGGAAGAGUACAUGUAAAAUGUUUGGAGAGAUGGUUGACAGAAUCCGGGAAGUCUAGAUGUGAACUAUGUGGAACGAAAUACGUGACAAAACGCGUACAUAAGUUUGGUAUAAUAAAAGCGCUGGCCAUGUGGAUUCUUAGUAAUAAUUCCAAACAUAUGAUAGUAGACUUCUUCGGCAUAAUGAUAAUGACGCCGAUCGCGGUCAUCGCCGCUGGUCUCACGGGGCGGACAUUCGCUGGUCUCAUGGAACAGAAUCAGAUGACACCAUGGCCUUUAGCCUCAACGUUCAUACUAGCUUGCAUGACACUGGUGUGCUAUUACUGCUGGAUAGUAUCUGCUCUGACUCGUCACGCGCUCGGCUGGUGGAUCUGGUACCGAUCUCACUACGAAGUGAGGCUUCAAUGGCAAGACAGCGGUGAACAUUCACAGGAAUCUAUUACAAACUGUAAUAUAUACUGCUAAAGGCGCUGCGACUGUACAGUUAAAACGGUACAGUUAAAACUGUACAGUUUUGACUGUGCAGUUUCAGUCAAAUCCAUUAUAGAAAACUGUACAGUUAAAACUGACAGACACUAUAAGCAGACAAUUUAACUGAAUAGUUCAAGUUUCUGUUAAAACUGAACUACACUGCACUCUGUUGCACGGGUAAUAUCUCGUACAAUCAUUCUAUUAUGUUUGUUUUUACGUCAGUUUAGCUUUUGAUGUAGUGUUAAAGUGACACACCAUGCGCGUUUGUAUGUAUAAACUGAAGGUUCGAUUUGUAAUGCGGGCUACAGACCUUCAGUUUUAACUGCGUAGUCUUAACUGUACAGAUUUAUGUAAUCGCAAUAUCAAUCAAAAUUAUUAGAAAAAACUGUACAGUUAAAACUGACGACCUAAUUGAUCAUUUUGACUGUACAGUUAUAACUGCAGGUACAUCUACCCGCUUUACGUUUAUUUAGUUUUACACACCAACCCGCUCUCUGUCUACUGUCAAACGUCUUUACGCUUUACUAUUACAUCCAACAAUAAACUCUACUAUGAAAUAUAAAAGAGAUUUGUGUGCAAUUUUGAACUUUAUUCAACUUGAACUUCAUAGCGUUGUAGGCAUGUUAAAUACUGCCAGUCUUUAAUUCCAGCCAUUAAAUUAAUCUCAUAUAAUUGAUCAAUCGGAAUUUUGCACCUGUUUCUACAGUUUGGUAAAUUGUAUAAUAAAAUUUGCCAUUUCUCUUUUGUAAUUGAGUCUCAAUACUUUGUAAAUUAUUAAAAA